AUGGGCAAGGCUGAGCAGAAAAAGAAGGAAAAAAUCGUCGAGGACAAGACCUUCGGCCUCAAGAACAAAAAUCGAAGCGCCAAGGUCCAGGCCUAUGUCCAGCAGGUGAGACAAAGCGUGGAUCAGCGCAACCCACAGGAGCGCAAGUCGCAGUCUGAGCUCGCGGCGCGCCGCUCCGCCAAGGAGGAGAAGCGCGCACGUGAGGCUGAGUUAGCGAAGCUGUUCAACGACGUCGACCAGCAGCAACGCAAGAAGCUCGAUGGGGCGAAAGUGGAGGCCGCCGAUGGGGAUGACCAGUACAUGUGCAACCCGGAGGAGUACCUGUUCCGCCCCGAGGAUUUUGAUGAGGUAGAGAAGGAUGAUGAACGACUGGAGGAGAAGUUAGAGGCAGAGCGGGAGAAGCUGAAGGAUCGCACCGACUUGACCCCCGUCACGGAGGUGUCCUUCCAGGCAUGGAAGCAGCGCAAGCGCGAGGAGGCAGCCGAGAUGGAGGCGGCGCGUGUACGUCGUGCCAAGAGCGGCGACGGCAAGCUGCGUGGCUGGGACCUCUGGCAGAUGGACCAGGAACUAUUCGUGGAUGAUGAGAACGCCGACGAGUUCUAUGAGCGGGAGGCGCUGGAGGACUUGGAGGGAGGCGAAGAGGAGGCAGCUUUUGACUUGUCCUAA
Leishmania braziliensis MHOM/BR/75/M2904 is the source of this 666-nucleotide messenger RNA. RefSeq lists its product as hypothetical. The record is from RefSeq and is a predicted model, not a curated record. Gene Ontology annotation, cellular component: cytosol. Gene Ontology annotation, biological process: cytoplasmic translation. NCBI's taxonomy places the organism in Eukaryota, Euglenozoa, Kinetoplastea, Trypanosomatida, Trypanosomatidae. The transcript has a single exon. The coding region runs from base 1 to 666 and encodes 221 amino acids. Gene Ontology annotation, molecular function: mRNA binding.